AUGGCCGAGCCUUCCGUGAACGCCUGGUCCCAGUACCCUGCCUUUGCGCGCUGGACGCCGCAAGCGCAGAGGAACGUCCAACAACUCGCAGAGGUUACUGCAGAAGCUGCGAUUGCAGAGGCCGUGGCCUCGCCCCCAUCCGACCCGGCCAAGCCGAUCGGGGAUGCAGAGGCUUCCAACCAGGGCGCCCCUGCGAAGAGCAGUCGUUGCAGUGCCAAAGAAAGCAUUGCUCGCAGUGUCCGGCAAGCGGGACUAGCAGACCACGAGGACAAGAUUCAGGUGGCCCACCUUUCUGCCGUGCUGGCGGCUUUGGACAUCCCGGACCAUCAUGUGCAGACACUCGCCUCUGCCUCGGGUGCUGUUCAGGACGAUCGGAUCCACCUCUCCUCCUUUCUGACCUGGAUCUUCCCCGAUGGAGCUGGGGAGCCGCCACCACCGCCGCCACCCACGGCAGCCACGGCAGAGGCCUCUCCGGACUGCAAGGGCAUCGAGAUGGAACGCGGCUCGGGGAGCUUACUCGAGCAGCCACUGGUUGCUCUGUGUAACCUUACCGCCCCGGGCUUGACAGCAGAUAGCGAGCCUCCCGAGCCAGGAUCUGGUUAA
This is a messenger RNA of Symbiodinium natans, 603 nucleotides long. Lineage: Eukaryota; Dinophyceae; Suessiales; Symbiodiniaceae. The record is from the annotation of a GenBank genome assembly.